AUGACGUUAAAAAAAAUACGGGGUGUUACAUGUAGUAUUCAUAAAGAAGAGAGGAUGUUGAUCUAUGAAUACAUGCCAAACAAAAGCCUAGACUUUUUCAUCUUUGACGAAAUAAAAAGACAACUUUUGGACUGGAGAAAGAGAUUUGAAAUUAUUGUUGGGAUUGCUAGAGGAGUAUUAUAUCUUCACCAAGAUUCAAGACUGAAGAUCAUCCAUAGGGAUCUAAAAGCAAGCAAUGUACUACUAGAUGCAGCAAUGACACCAAAAAUUUCAGAUUUUGGUCUUGCUAGAAUGUUUGGGGAUGACCAAAUUGAAGCAAAUACAAAUAGACCUGUUGGCACAUAUGGAUACAUGUCACCAGAGUAUGCAAUGGAAGGAUUAUAUUCUACAAAAUCAGAUGUCUUCAGCUACGGUGUCUUGGCACUAGAGAUAAUCAGUGGCAAGAGAAAUAACCAUUUUUAUGUUGGAAGCCCUUGCCUAAACUUGAUUGGACAUGCAUGGGACCUAUGGAAAGAAGGUAAAGCCCUGGAUAUAGUCGAUUCUUCAUUGGGUGAUGAGGCAUCAUAUCCUGCUUUUGAAGUUUUGAGAUGCAUUCAAAUUGGGCUUUUAUGCGUGCAAGAACAAGCUGCGGAUCGGCCAACCAUGCUAGAAGUUGUGUUCAUGCUGGGAAAUGAAGUAAAUGUUCCUUCUCCCAACAAGCCUGCAUUUAUCAAUAGAAGAAUUAUAGAUUCUGGUCAGGAUCCCUCAAGUUCUGCUGGAGCACCUGCUUCUCAAAACGACAUUACCAUUUCUGAGCUUGAAGCUCGAUGA
Juglans regia (Persian walnut) is the source of this 810-nucleotide messenger RNA. Its product is annotated as G-type lectin S-receptor-like serine/threonine-protein kinase At1g11410. The coding region runs from base 1 to 810 and encodes 269 amino acids. The record is from RefSeq and is a predicted model, not a curated record. The transcript has 5 exons. Lineage: Eukaryota; Viridiplantae; Streptophyta; Magnoliopsida; Fagales; Juglandaceae. Gene Ontology annotation, biological process: protein phosphorylation. Gene Ontology annotation, molecular function: ATP binding; protein kinase activity.